CAAUCAAUUUGCCCCUGUGCUUCCAUCUAUCGACGUUCAUUCGAAUCCACCUCAGCCUCGACGGGUUCCACCCACAGCCGCGCAUCUCGAGCCUCGUCCAAUUCUCUCUCACUCAUCAUGGAAGAGCGCACAAUGCAGCAUCUCCCUCCCCACAAGGUGAACCGCAUCUCCGUCUGGCGCGACGAGGUCGCCAUCGCCUCCGAGCCCUCGCCCAUCUCCCCCACGCCGUCCGCCCCCAGCAUGGCCGCCUCGUCAGGCUCCGGCUCGUCGUCGGGCGCCUCCUCUGUCCACACACGCCCGCGCCGCAGCCUCUGGCGUCGCUUGACACGUCGUCUCUCCGGGAAGGGGGGGGCCGCCGCCGCCAAGGGUGAAGGCGAGGAUGCCUGGGACCACAGCACCCGAACCGAAAUGUACCGCGAGGAGAACAGGGUGCAGCACCAACAGACCCGCGACUACGAAUAUGACCACGCACAGGAGCCGCAGAGGAGCGACCACGACGGCGGCCUCAAGGACAGGCAGGAGAGGCUGGAGCGGGCAGCGCGCCUCCUGGGGCGUGCCGAUUGAAUGCAUGGCGGCGGCAGCUGGCUCGAUGAUGAAGACACGAAGAUCAGAUACACAUAUUAUACCCAUUUUGCUGUAGUUGACGAUUAUCAUGAUACACACACAAACACACACCUAACAAGAGUUCUUGAUAUUCCUUUUUUUAUUAUUCGACGUCUCGGCAAGUAAGUACGUCCGGGGUCCAACCUAGCGCAUCCGUCCCAUCUCCAUAUCGAAUGGGAACAACCCGUCAUGCCCUUCCUAGCGUUCAAGCCCGCG
This is a messenger RNA of Emericellopsis atlantica, 819 nucleotides long. RefSeq lists its product as uncharacterized. The coding region runs from base 118 to 564 and encodes 148 amino acids. The transcript has a single exon. NCBI's taxonomy places the organism in Eukaryota, Fungi, Ascomycota, Sordariomycetes, Hypocreales, Bionectriaceae. The record is from RefSeq and is a predicted model, not a curated record.